Molecule: messenger RNA, 1074 nt
Organism: Dioszegia hungarica
Lineage: Eukaryota; Fungi; Basidiomycota; Tremellomycetes; Tremellales; Bulleribasidiaceae
Product: phosphatase activator
Exons: 4
Coding region: 1-1074 (357 amino acids)
Cellular component (GO): nucleus
Molecular function (GO): RNA binding
Source: RefSeq, a predicted model, not a curated record
AUGUCGUCCAACCCUAUCACCUCCGUCGCGCCCUCUUCCUCCCCAAUCACCUCGGUCUCCCAAUCUGCCCCCCGCCCACUCGCCGCAGGCCACAACAACCCCGCGCACUUCACCCGUCUCAACCUCGAGCUUCGGGGUCAGCUGUUUCCCGUCGAUCGGGAGACGCUGAUGCUUCUUCCGGAAUCGGUGUUGCUUGGUCUGUUCCCGCAGGGUUUGGUUCUGAGCAAGCCGGCAUCGUGGGAGGGUGGAGAUGAUGGUGUUUUCGCUGUUGACUUCGACCCCGACUGCUUCAACUACAUCCUCUCCUUCUGGUCCCGCGCCCAACUCCACUUCUACGGCACGCCCACCACCCCGGGCCUCUUCCACGCCCAAAAGCACAUUGUCGAAGCAGCGGCCCAAGCAGCCGCCUCAUCCCCCACUUCCGCUUCCGGCCCCAACUCCGAAUCGACCCAAAACCCCCUGCUUUCCAAACAAGCCAUCAUCGUCCUUCGCGAAGAACUGGAGUACUUCUCCAUAACGACGCCCGGGGCGCUCGCGAGCGUGGAUAAGAAUGGGAUGGGAAAUGAGGAGCUGAGGGAGAUGAAGCGCGCGUGUGGCCGGGCGCUGGAGGAGCGGCGGACAAUCUUUGCGGCGUUGCAGCGGAAUGUCAACAAGGAGAAUAAUCUGGCGGAGCAGCACUUGAUUGAUAUGCUGUGUAUGAGCGGCUUCGACCGGACCGACGAAUGGGGAUACCGCGCGUGCGAGCCCAAUCGCAACAUCAUCUCCUCUAUGGCCCUCGUCCUCCUCAAGACAGGCAUCCACCACCCCGAACCCGGAACGACCGACCCCGCCACCGGCGAAGCGGCGGUCCCUACCGUUGAUGCUGGGCAAAUGGCUACGGCGCAAAAGCUGCUCUUGUUCUGGCGCAAGCCGGCUAGGAAAUGCUGGUGGGACGGUAUCGAGGUGGACGUGCCCAAGUCGAGCAGCAGCAAGGAGAUGAUGAAGGUCAAAGUAUGGGCGAGGCGGGUAUGGACGUUGGAGUUGUCUUUGGUGAGUCUGAUGACCUGCAAACCGCUGGGCGAGGAGACUUGCUGA